Messenger RNA from Nothobranchius furzeri (turquoise killifish), 2450 nucleotides. It is a transcript of the gene slc35b2, whose product is annotated as solute carrier family 35 member B2. Gene Ontology annotation, molecular function: 3'-phosphoadenosine 5'-phosphosulfate transmembrane transporter activity. Gene Ontology annotation, cellular component: Golgi membrane; endoplasmic reticulum membrane. Lineage: Eukaryota; Metazoa; Chordata; Actinopteri; Cyprinodontiformes; Nothobranchiidae. Gene Ontology annotation, biological process: transmembrane transport. The record is from RefSeq and is a predicted model, not a curated record.
UCCUGCUGGACUUCAUUAAAAAAGGAGGAGAGCGUUCCGGUUCAAGUGAACACAUCAGUCGUGGAGGAUAAGUGGAAAAAAACAGGACCAAAGACGGAGCAGCGUUAAAGCUCACGGACCCAGCUGAUUGAAACACCUGGAACCGUGUGUGCCGGGGCGGCUUCAUGGUGUGUCACCGCGGAGACGUUUGAGUCUGUCGGCGUGGAGAGCUGCGCCAGGUGUUGGCUACUAAGUGUGGGGAAAAUGCCUUUUUUCUCAUGGAGGGUUUGGCCUGCACUUGUGUUACUUGUGUUCCCCUCCACUGUGGCUGCAGAGGAGGUUUCGCUCGUGGACGGCUGGAGCGAUGUCUGGCUCUUCCGCUUCCUCGUCAACAUUCUGGGAUAUGCCACCAUCAUUGUCCCAGGCUACAUCCUCAUUAGCUACUUCAAGCGCUCCAAUUAUGUUGAACGAGGCAGCGGGCUCUGCUAUCCUGUUGUGAAGACCUGCGUGUAUGGUAGCGAGGAUAAAACUGGUCUGUUGGAUGAUGCAUCUGUUACCAGCAGGAACGAGGCUGACUCGGGCUCGUCAGUCAAACAGGCUUUCAGGCUGAUCUUUUGCGCUGCCGGACUUCAGGCUUCCUAUCUAACAUGGGGGGUCCUUCAGGAAAGGGUGAUGACGCGUUCCUACGGAGCCGUGACUCCUGAAGAGGAGGGCGAGCGAUUCAAAGAUUCUCAGUUUUUAGUCUUCAUGAACCGCAUCCUGGCCUUGACUGUGUCAGGCAUCUGGUGCAUCCUGUUUAAGCAACCUCGCCACGGCGCGCCAAUGUACAAAUACUCCUUUGCCUCUCUCUCCAACAUCCUGAGCAGCUGGUGCCAGUACGAGGCCCUUAAGUACAUCAGCUUCCCCACUCAGGUCCUGGCCAAGGCCUCCAAAGUCAUUCCCGUCAUGCUCAUGGGAAAGCUCGUGUCUCGUAAAAGCUAUGAAUACUGGGAGUACUUCACAGCUGUGCUGAUCUCUGUUGGCGUUAGCAUGUUUCUGCUCACCAGUACAACCAACAAGCACCCGUCCACCGUCACCACCUUCAGCGGGGUCGUCAUUCUCGUCGGCUACAUCGUCUUUGACAGCUUCACCUCCAACUGGCAGGACAAUCUGUUCAAGUACAAGAUGUCGUCCGUGCAGAUGAUGUUUGGGGUCAACCUGUUCUCCUGUCUCUUCACUGUCGGCUCGCUGCUGGAGCAGGGUGCCUUCUUUGACUCGCUGGCCUUCAUGACGCGCCAUUCAGAGUUUGCCUUUCAUGCUGUGCUGCUCUCCGUUUGCUCGGCAUGCGGCCAGCUCUUCAUCUUCUACACCAUCAACCAGUUUGGCGCUGCCGUCUUCACCAUCAUCAUGACGUUGCGUCAAGCCAUCGCCAUUCUUCUGUCCUGUUUCCUUUAUGGCCAUGCCGUCAGUCCGAUCGGCGGCUUUGGCAUCGCUGUUGUUUUCCUAGCACUUUUCCUGCGGGUUUAUGCACGCAGUCGCAUGAAGUCGAGCCGGCAGUCCGGGUUGCCGCAGAAGGUGUAGCGCUCAAAGCCGCACCAAACGGGGAAGUAAAACCACGUUUUUUGUGGUGCUUUUGGGUUUUUUGGGUGAGUUUUUGUGUUCUUUUACGUUGUUAGCAUUGGUACAAAAAAGGGAUCCUGCAGUUUUGAGUCUUAUACCAAGAUGCCCCCAAGGGGUUCAGGUGACCUUUAAGGUCACAAACGUUAUGAGUGCCUGUAAGAUUGUCUUUAAACUGCCUCUUUAACUUUCAGUUUACCGGUUGUUUGGGUUUUUUCUAUGUUUUCCACCACAUGUGGCUUUUGCAGCCAGUUAAAUGUUACUGGGUGGCUAAGCGUUACAUUUUAAGCAUUCUACAUUUAUAAACAAAGUGAUCAGCUUACUUGUUUAUUUAUUUAAACUUGCGUUACGGUCUCGAUGGUCAGAUUUUUCCCGUACUCUGUUCUAAGGCAAUAUCGAUCUGUAAACACAAAACAUGAAUUUCAACUUUGUCAGCAGCUACCAUCCUGGUGGUUUAAAAAAGAAAACAUUAUUGGAAAUGUUUUUGUUGUUCAAACUUAACAUUUUAACCCAACAUCUCAGCACUAGACGUUGCUGGGAUUUCUCUUUUUGCGUCAUUUAACUUUUUUUUUUUCUCCUUUCAGUAAUUGGGUCAAAAAUAUUCUUGUGUAAAUAUAUCUUAUAUUUCAAACCGGUUGUAUUUGUAAAAAAGAAUGCUCUGUGUUUUUCAUGUGAAUGUUUGGAACAACACUGAAUGAAUUGUGUUAAUGCAUCAAUGCUGUCACACAAAUUAGAUAAAUAUGAGGCCUGGGGUGGAAGGGCAGAACUGAUUGCAUAAAAAUAAAAUGCAACAUUACUGGUACUGUUUAUUCCAUUUUACUUUUUUCUCUGGUAAAUUGAUUAAUAAUAAAAUGCAUUAAAUUAACUACACAAUA